UGGAGUCUUCAGGUACCAGUGCUCGGUUUUCUCGUACAAAUUCUAACUUGUGAGGCUAAAUUGUCGGAUUGGCCUUGCACUACAAUCUUGCACUUCAAGACCAUAAUGCUCCUGACAAGUUAAUCCUGAUUGAUGGAAUUAAUGUUUUUGAAACUAAACACAUUUUGUCUAUCUGGUUCUCCAGAUAAUUCAAUAUUGUAUGCUUUACAUUACUAUGCGGUAGAUUAUUCAUGGGUAAAUACAAAAAUUGUUAAUACAUGAUAAUUGUGCAAAGUUAGUUGUAAAUACACUACUGCUAUUAUUGUGGACCAAAUCCUUUCCUCCAUUAUAUUAUUCCAUUAUAUAAUGAACAUUACCAUGUCUUUGAUGCCAUUUACUGUACGUGACGGCUACUAUCAAUGUAUUUAAAUAUAAAAAUGUAUUAGUUACGUGGCUUUAGAUUCACCUUUCAAUUGAGAGGUUGGGCAACAAAAAAUGGCACUGAAGUUGGAAAAACAUUCAGUUUAAACAGUUUAGCCAUUGUUAGCAACACAAGUUUACAUUAACCAGUGACAAAAUGAAUGUUCCAAUCCAUGUAACACACAAAAUGCAAAUAAAGAGGAUAUUACUACCGCCUUUUUUUAAUGUUGAUGUGGGGAGCGGCCAUCAUAGACUUUGACAUCAGGGUUGGAAGGGUCUGCCCGACUUUAGGCCGCCCUUAAAACUGGGAAUUAAAAACACUUCAAAUGGAACUUCAACUUCAAGAUUAAUACCCACUCUCGUAUUAAGAGAUGAAUAUGAAGCUACAGCCACCAGCUACCACACAAAAGCCAGAAAAAAAAUAUUUUUUUCAGGUGCUUGGCCCUGGACCGAACCAACCUGUUUCCAGUUAGUCUCCAGUUUGUAUGCUAGCCCUAGCUACAUAUUUUCAUAUAGCUCUGCUAUUCACUUCACAUACAGAGGCCAUAUAAGCCAUUAGAAAUGUUGUAUAUGAGUUAAAUUACUUUUGCAUCAAACAGUAUAUUGAGUCAAACAUAUUGUCCUUAUCAUUAGCCUGACCUUGUUUAUUUUAUCUCUAACUACAGUGUGUGUCUGCUUUCUUGCAGUGGACAGAGGGCGGUUAGAUUAAAUACCACACAGACGUUGAUUGUAAGAUAGAGAAAGCUGUGGAGGACGGAGACAAGAUGACCAGCCAGCAGGUUUUGUGUGACCCCGAUCGGGAGACAAGGAAACGCCCUGUCAUCUCCACUCUCAAAUUGUUUAUUAUGGCGCUGUCCUUCGCCUGCUUCUCAAAGGCUCUGACAGGAACCUACAUGAAGAGCUCCAUCACUCAGAUUGAGAGACGAUUCGACCUCUCCAGCACGCACAUUGGACUCAUCGAUGGCAGUUUUGAGAUGGGAAACUUGCUGUUUCUUGCUGUGGUCAGCCAUUUUGGGGCCAAGCUACAUCGCCCCAAACUCAUCGCUAUUGGCUGUUUCCUCAUGGCUGUAGGGGCCUUUCUCACGGGGCUGACCCACUUCUUCAUGGGAUGCUACAGAUACAACACAAUCGUUACGGUUUUCCAGAAUGGCAGUGUGAACGUUUCCGCUUGUGUGGGUCACCUCGGAACAGAAGUAGCUCAAAUUCAGACUGAACCCUCUGUAGAAGACAACAAAGCCUGUGUAACAGAGUCUGGUUCCAACAUGUGGAUCUAUGUAUUCCUGGGGAACGCUUUGCGAGGGAUCGGAGAAACCCCCGUCACACCUCUGGGAAUUUCUUACAUUGACGACUUUGCUAGAGCAGAAAAUUCCCCCUUCUAUAUAGCCUGUCUCCACACUAUCACUCUCCUGGGCCCCAUGUUUGGUUUCCUCCUCGGCUCCUACACUGCCAAACUAUACGUUGACUUUGGAUAUGUUGAUAUUGAAAGUGUGACUAUCACUCCGAAAGACGCCCGGUGGGUGGGCGCCUGGUGGAUGGGCUUCAUGGUGUGCUCCGUCCUCCUCCUCAUCUCCAGCAUUCCCUUCUUGUUCCUGCCACGCUCACUGCCUAAGCAGAAAGAAGCAACUCCCGCCUAUGACACCCUAGAAGGGACAGAGGAUGUUUCCGACAACAAUCACAACCUCAAGCUGACUGCCAUCGCUGAAGGGUUUCUUGCCUCACUGAAGCGCCUGUUGGGAACUCCUGCUUACUUCCUGCUCCUUUGUGGAAACAUCCUGAAGUUCAACUCCUUCAUCGGCCUGUUCACCUUUAAAGCCAAAUAUAUGGAACAACAGUUUGGACAGUCUGCAUCCAGAGCAAACUUCCUUAUAGGUAUGUUGAACCUGCCAGCAGUGGCAGUGGGGAUCUUCUUGGGGGGGCUGCUGAUGAGGCGGUAUAAACUAAGCUUGGUGUUAGGAGCUCAGCUCUCUUUUGCCACAUCCUUUAUGGCAUACCUCCUCCUGCUGCUGCAGUUCGGAACCAAGUGUGAUAACAUUCCCAUGGCUGGCCUCACCAUCUCAUACAACGGAACGCGGCGUCUUUCCUCCGAUGGAGACGCGCUCUUCUCAGAGUGUAACAGAGACUGCUCGUGUUCAGCAGAAGAGUGGGAUCCUGUGUGCUCAGACCGUGGCAUCACCUAUGUCUCUCCGUGUAUGGCUGGCUGCCUCAGCUCCAGUGGAUACGGCAAGAACACAGUCUUCCACAACUGCAGCUGUGUGUCCUCCCCAGCAGGCAGCAGCACGUCCGUGAGGUUGGGCCAGUGUCCUCAUGCCAAGGACUGCAGCCGCAGUUUCACUUCAUACAUGGCUGUGUCGGUUCUCAGUUCCUUUAUCAACUCCCUGGGAGCGACACCUGGCUACAUGGUCAUCAUACGAUGCAUCUCACCAGAUCUCAAAUCCCUUGCUCUGGGUAUCGAGGCCUUAGCAACUAGGAGUCUUGGUGGACUUCCUGCCCCAGUGUACUUUGGAGCCAUGAUUGAUUCAACUUGCCUGAAGUGGUCGAUCAAGAAAUGCGGAGUCAGGGGGGCGUGUCGCAUUUAUGACUCUAAUAUGUACAGGAUCAUCUUUCUGGGUCUGAUCUCUUGUCUCAGUGGUUCCUCAUAUUUCUUCAUCACUGCCGUCAUUAUCGUCCUCAGACGACAGUUUCUUAAGCCAGAGAAACAGAUACAAACGAAGGAUGUAAUAGCUUCAAAGCUAACUGACCUUCAAACCACCUCAAAACUCACUGAGGACCAUCUCGGUCCCCUUAAAACUCCCCAAUCGCAUCAUGCUGCCAAAGUUUGGGAAAAGAUGGCAACAGAACUGGAGCAGGGAGGGGAGAUUCACAGAAAAGAGCAGCUCCCCCAAGAUGGUAGACUAAGCUCUUUAAGUAACAUGCGGGACACGCAGCUGCUCAAAUCCUUGACAGAGACCACUGUUGAGUUCACUCCUCCUCCAAGUGAGGAAGCAAAGGUAGAGAUACACGGGCUGAACUCAGAGGUGGAGACAAAAGAGGGAAAGGACGAGGUAAAGAGAUGGAUGCACAGCUGAAAACAGAAGGCAAUCUCACAGAUGAUAAAGAAACAAUACACAGCAAGGAAAUUGACGGCAUGCAAAACUAAGAGGUCCACCAGUUUGUCCCAGGCAAGGCCACCCGGCUCCAUUCUAGGAAUGAAGUUAGGCGAAGAGUUGGGCCAAAACUCCCAUUUACCUGGAUUGUCAAGAGGAAAUGCUUUUUCACCUUGGAUAUGGCAUGCUCCAUGUCAAUAGUAUUUUUUCGUCUUUAAUUAGAGUUUUAAGCUGCUAUUUUGCCUGUGGUCCUCUGGGCCAAAAUGGAUUUUUUUAUUUUAAUGUCAAUGAAAAAUCAGAAUGUUUGAUACUAUUGUUAACACAAUAUCAUGAAGGUGAGGUUAUCAUAAAAUAGUUUUGUCACUGUUAGUUAACUUGCAGUGAGUGAUUCUUUGGCCACUUUGAGUCAACACAAUGAGCUGUAAAUAGAAUACUGGCAUAUUGACCUUAUGCCUUUUCUUGUGGCUGGUAGUGUAUAGUUGGUGUAUUAUAACUGGCUUUCCUCAUAUUGCCCAGUGCAUAUAGAAAUGAUGUCCUGAGAAUGAAUAAAAACAAGAAGUUGUUUCUUUGGUCAUAUCUCAUGCCUUCAAUCAUUUGCAGUAAAUUGUUUACAAAAUUGAA
This is a messenger RNA of Gasterosteus aculeatus aculeatus (three-spined stickleback), 4103 nucleotides long. The record is from RefSeq and is a predicted model, not a curated record. Lineage: Eukaryota; Metazoa; Chordata; Actinopteri; Perciformes; Gasterosteidae.